Molecule: messenger RNA, 1913 nt
Organism: Oncorhynchus masou masou (cherry salmon)
Lineage: Eukaryota; Metazoa; Chordata; Actinopteri; Salmoniformes; Salmonidae
Product: calcium-binding protein 39-like
Exons: 8
Coding region: 248-1279 (343 amino acids)
Biological process (GO): intracellular signal transduction
Molecular function (GO): protein serine/threonine kinase activator activity
Source: RefSeq, a predicted model, not a curated record
CCCUAGAACUAGGAGAUAGGGAAGUUGUCUGACAAUAAUUAGCCAGCAGAAAUACUUUUUAGGUCACGAGAAAAUAGAUAUGAAGUUCUUAAAUAGGUGUGGUGCAUAGGCGUAGUGUAUAGGUGUAGUAUAAGUUACAUUUACAUAUCCUACACUUCCCACAGGAUAUAAAAAAACUAGAAGUCGCCUUCUAAGCUUGGGAACGACGUGCCUUCUACGCUACAACCAGACUCAUCUCCUUGUCACUAUGCCGUUCCCCUUUGGGAAGUCUCAGAAGAACCCUGCGGAGAUUGUGAAGAGUCUGAAGGAGAACGUAGCUUACUUGGAAAAGCUGGAUGCGGCAGAAAGCAAAAAAUGUGAAAAGGUUGCAGAGGAGGUGUCUAAGAACCUAUCAUCUCUGAAAGAGGUGCUGUGUGGUUCAGGGGACAAGGAGCCCCAAACGGAGGCUGUGGCCCAACUUGCCCAGGAGCUGUACAACACCAACCUCCUCAUUGCUCUCAUUGCAAACCUGCAGAGGAUUGAUUUUGAGGGAAAGAAGGAUGUGGUGCAUCUGUUCAGCAACAUUGUGCGGCGCCAGAUUGGCACCCGUACACCCACGGUUGAGUAUAUCUCCUCACACCCACAGAUCCUCUUCAUGCUGCUGAAAGGGUACGAGAGUGCAGAGGUGGCUCUGAACUGUGGGGUGAUGUUAAGGGAGAGCCUGCGUCAUGAGCCCCUGGCACGCACAAUUCUCUUCUCGGAGGAAUUCUACUGCUUCUUCCGCUAUGUAGAGUUCUCCACCUUCGACAUCGCCUCAGACGCUUUCGCUUCGUUCAAGGAUCUUCUCACAAGACACAAGAUUAUGUGUGCAGAUUUUCUGGAGACCAAUUAUGACCGGGUGUUUACAGAAUAUGAGAAGCUACUGCAUUCCGAGAAUUAUGUCACCAAACGGCAGUCCCUAAAGCUCCUGGGAGAGCUUCUUCUGGACAGACACAACUUCACUGUGAUGACCAAAUACAUCAGCCGGGCUGAGAACUUGAAGCUGAUGAUGAACAUGCUGAGAGACAACAGCCGCAACAUCCAGUUUGAGGCCUUCCAUGUCUUCAAGGUGUUUGUGGCCAACCCCAACAAGACCCAGCCGGUGCUGGACAUCCUGCUGAAGAAUCAGGCCAAGCUGGUGGACUUCCUGAGCCGUUUCCAGAGAGACCGCUCCGAGGACGAGCAGUUCUGUGACGAGAAGAUUUACCUGAUCAAGCAGAUCCGUGACCUGAAGAGGCCCACAGCAUCAGAGGAGGCAUGAGGGAGACAGGCAGGCGGACAGCACCAGAGGAGGAAUGAGGGGACAGCACCAGAGGAAGCAUGAGGGAGACAGUCAGGGGGACAGCACCAGAGGAGGCAUGAGGGGACAGGCAGGGGGACAGCGCCAAAGCACAGGUAGUGGUGAUGCUAGUGAUUUUGGUUGGGGCCUUGGAGUAUUCAGAGAGAGAAUGAUAGUGAGAGAAGCAUACUUAACUAGAUUCCAUUACUCUGCCCUUCUCUUAACUUCAAACAUAGGAACAAUAUACUGUACAAAGUCGCCCCCCCCCUCCCCCACACGCAACAGGAGUGACCCGAGAACUGUUAGUUAAACCAUAGAUCUAUUUCAGCCAGCAGGUAUGACAUCAAUGCACUUAGUCAGAUGAUGGUUUAUUGAACCUUAAACACACCAUUAGCCUCUUUAAUAAGCACAGUAGCACACCUGAGCAAUUUCCUGGGAAAUCAGGAUAAGUGGUCCACAAAACAGAAUACACUCUCCCCGACACAGACUCCCCAAACCUUACAUGAACUUUGAAAUGGAUUUGUAAGCUUUUAAAGACCGAUGUCCUAUAUGAUAUUUUAGGGAUUAGAAUAUAAAAAUAAAGAUUAUUUUGCUGGGGUUAUUCAGUUAACAUUUA